AUGUCGUAUUCCAAAAAGUACACGCUCGCUCCCCUUCCUCAAACCAACCGUGGUGAAGGUAUCAAACUCGGCAAGGAUCCAAAGGGAAAGAACUUUGUGUAUACCAACGGCAAAUCCGUAUUCAUUCGUGAUAUCGAGAACCCUACACUUGCAACUGAAUACGUGGGACACAAUGCUCAGGCAACAGUAGCACGCUAUAGCCCAAGUGGUUUUUACAUUGCCUCUGGAGAUGCUCAUGGCAACGUUCGUAUCUGGGAUACCGUGAAUGAGGAUCACAUUCUCAAGAAUGAAAUUCGCCCUGUAUCCGGCAAGAUUUCUGAUAUUGCAUGGGACUCGGAAAGCAAGCGCUUGAUUGCAGUGGGUGAAGGCAAAGAACGCUUUGGUCAUGCAUUUUCAUUUGAUACGCUCUCUUCUGUGGGUGAAAUCACGGGCCAUUCCAAGAUUGUCAAUAGCGUCAGCAUUCGUCAACAACGUCCCUUCCGCGCUGUUACUGCUUCCGAUGACAUGACCGUUGUCUUUUAUCAUGGCGUUCCUUUCAAAUACAACAAGACGAUUCGCGAUCAUUCUCGAUUUAUCCAUGCUGUGGAAUUUUCUCCCAAUGGCGAUCACUUUGUGAGCGUUGGCGCGGAUGGCAAGAUCUUUUUGUACGACGGCAAAUCAGGUGACAAGAUUGACGAGUUGACAUCCGAUUCCAGUCAUACUGGCAGCAUCUUUUCUGUCAGCUGGUCCCCUGAUAGUACCCAUUUGCUCACUUCCUCAGGUGAUUGCACUGCCAAGAUUUGGGAUGUGGCUGCAAAGUCAGUGGUCAACACCUUUGAAAUUGGAUCCGAAGUUGACCACCAACAAGUUGGCAGCUUGUGGCAAGAUGACUGGUUGCUUACCACAUCACUCUCUGGUGAAAUCAAUUAUCUCGAUAAGAAUAGCGGCAAGGUUUCUCGUUCUAUCAAUGGCCAUACCAAGGGUAUUACUGCCCUUGCCGUCACUGCUGGUGAUACUCUCUUUUCUGGAUCUUACGAUGGUCGUGUAUUCUCUUGGCCUUUGGGCGCUGAUGGCGACAAAACUCAGGCUGCAUCACUUGAAGGAGGCGAUCACUCUAACCAAGUGGUGGCAAUCCAAGUGCAAGAUACCAAGGUUUUAUCUGCUGGAAUGGAUGAUGUGAUUCGAACCGGUGAUGUUUCGUCCAAAUCCUUUAGCGGCAAUGUGAUCUCCACAGGUGCACUUCCCAACUCUUUGGGUUUGGCUUCCAAUGGCACUACGGUGGUAGCAACCUCUGACAAUGUACAAGUUUACGAUGGUCAAAGCAACAAGGUCGCUGAGCUUGAUAAUCUUGGAUACACAACUUCAACAGCUAGCAUUGAUCCUCAAGGAAAGAUCGUCUUUGUUGGUGGGAAGGAUAACAAGGUUCAUUUGUACACGCUCGAGGGUCAAACCUUAAGCCCUCUCCGAGAAAUUGGCAACCAUCUUGGUUACAUUUCUGCUAUUGCUCCUCAUCCAAAUGGUGAUCUUGUGGCCGUGGGUGAUAGCGUAGGCAAGAUCUUUUUGUAUGAAGUUGAAACUGGCAAGGCCGUGGUGCAAACCUGGGUAUUCCAUUCAGCUCGUAUCACUGGUUUGGCAUGGUCCAAGUGUGGCAAUUUCCUUGUUAGUGGUUCUAUUGAUACCAAUGUUUAUGUGUGGAACCGCGAGAAGCAAUUCAAAAAGCAAGUUAUCAAGAAUGCACACGUGGAUGCCGUCAAUGAUGUUGGCUUCUUAAACAACAGCAGCGACGAUAGCAAGAUCAAUGUUGUCAGCGUUGGACAAGAUGCUGCUGUGCGUGUGUGGGAGGUGACCAAGCCCCAAUAG
Messenger RNA from Lichtheimia ornata, 1839 nucleotides. RefSeq lists its product as uncharacterized. The record is from RefSeq and is a predicted model, not a curated record. Gene Ontology annotation, molecular function: actin filament binding. Gene Ontology annotation, cellular component: cortical actin cytoskeleton. The transcript has 8 exons. Lineage: Eukaryota; Fungi; Mucoromycota; Mucoromycetes; Mucorales; Lichtheimiaceae. The coding region runs from base 1 to 1839 and encodes 612 amino acids. Gene Ontology annotation, biological process: actin filament depolymerization; positive regulation of actin filament depolymerization.